AUGGCGAAUAACUCGUUCCGAGACUCUGUCAACUCACUAGGGUGGUCGCGUAGGGAUCCGGAUCUCCCCGUCAACACCGGCACAUCAUCGAACAUCCCAUUCUUAUCCCGUCUACAGUCUUAUAACCCAUUCGGUGAAGGCGGUUAUGUCCAACUGCCUACUCACAAUGAAGGUCCUGGGGCUCCAUUGCCGGCAGCCACUCGGCGGGAAGAAGAAGAGGGCUUCUUUGCCUUGAGUCGCUGGGACCGCAUGCUCAUAUUUGGCGCAUGUAACUUGGGCGCCGCUAUCUGUUUCAUGAUCUGUUUCUUCUUGUUUCCUGUUUUGUCGCUCAAGCCCCGCAAAUUCGCAGUCUUAUGGUCCGUCGGCUCGGUCUUAUUUUUGCUAUCAUGGGCUGUUCUCAUGGGACCGUGGACUUACGCUAAACAUUUGGUGUCCGGAACACGGUUGCCAUUCACAGCGGCCUAUUUCGGAGCGAUCGCUCUCACGCUAUACUUCGCCAUCGGGGUACGUAAGAUGGAUUUGUUUGUUUUUCUUUGUGUUUCGUUUUUGCUUUCGGAUUUUAAUCUUGUGUGUGGUCUUUGCGCGUCGUCCCAUUGCACUCCGACGAUCCCUCCCCUCUUCAUGACGCUCCUCUCUGAAAUUCCCUGGUUGUCACACACUCGCUCUCCCUCGCUCUACCCGCGUUCAUAUGGUCGCACUGCACGACCGGGGAAAGGGGUAUCUUGCAGCCUUCAAAUCCAUCGUGCAGUACAACCUGAAACCACGGCUUGUCAUGCCUGCUGUUGGCUGCAGCCAAUUUGA
This is a messenger RNA of Penicillium digitatum Pd1, 801 nucleotides long. RefSeq names its product putative Golgi traffic protein SFT2. NCBI's taxonomy places the organism in Eukaryota, Fungi, Ascomycota, Eurotiomycetes, Eurotiales, Aspergillaceae. Gene Ontology annotation, cellular component: membrane. The record is from RefSeq and is a predicted model, not a curated record. Gene Ontology annotation, biological process: vesicle-mediated transport.